UUGUUUUGGUUUAUUGGUUAUUAGUUAGAAACUAACAUGAAAUCACUGUGAGACCUUGUGAUUGCCGGAUAAUUAUGAAUAUUAUGAUUCUCUAACGUUUAUCAUCAAGGGAGUUCACGAUGGAGCAAGUCUACGCUUUGGAGGUUACUUUAAUCGAAUUUGUUCAAGACUGGUUCCGUGACUGGGACAGUUACCUAGAAUGGGUGAACGACAUUUCGAACCCGCACAUGUUGCUGGAGUUCCUUUUCCCUCUCAUCUCCAUCGUGGACUCGGUGUUCGCUGCUCAGAUGCUGCUGGUCCUCAGCUUCGGGGGCUGGCUCAACACUGUCAUGAAAUGGUGGUUAUUAGAAGACCGUCCAUACUGGUGGGUGCAAGAAACCACGUUCUACACCUCGCACCGACCGCGGCUUAAACAGAACCGACAGACAUGUGAAACGGGCCCUGGGUCACCCUCGGGCCAUAGCGCAGCCGGCGCCGCGGCGUUGGUGUUACUACUCAUGUUCAUAUCUCACAUCAUGCGAGAUCGUAAAUUCUACAUGCGCUACUGGAAGUACCUCAUGUAUCCGCUGUGUAGCGCUGCGAUGGGCUCUAUCCUGCUAGCCAGGGUGUAUGUGGGGGCACAUUUCCCGCAUCAAUGUCUGCUUGGUGCUUUGGUUGGUGCCUUCAUGGCACCAGCGCUAUGCAUCUAUGUAUCCGACCCGUACAUCUGGAAGUACGGUCCGGGUCCGGAGCGGUCCGGCGCGGCGUGGCACGUGGCCGCCGCGGUCAUAGCGGCCGCUAUCGGCGGAGUCACCUACGCCGCCCUCAAGAUAUGUGGGAUAGAUCCGCAGUGGACUGUCAAAUUGGCAUUCCGUUGGUGCCAGCAACCUUCAGAGAUCCACGUGACCACGACACCUUUGUUCUCGCUGAUGCAGAGUACCGCCGCCAUGUUGGGUUGGGCUCUUAGCGUGUCCCCCGCAGUGGCCGAAUACCGUCAUUAUACCCCACACCGCUCGCUGAUUAUAUCAUCAUUCAUAACCGGUGUUAUUAUGUACGGCUUCCAACAAUUAUCAGCACAUGUUGACAAGACCAAUGUUUACAGGUUUUACGCGAGUCACUUCGUGCUGAACACAGUGAAACCGGCGUUACUGCUGCGGCUAACUCCGGCCCUCGCCAUGCUGCCUUUUACCCCCAAGGAUAAAAUCGAUUAGACAAACUUAUUGUUUCAACCCUCUGAACGCCACGCUCAUCGUAUGCGGCCAUUGAACUAUUAUUCAUGCAGUUUAAAUAUUACAUUGUGCAACGAGGGGGGUAAGUGAAAUUCUGCAAACGAGGUCUUUAGAUGCACGACAGCCGCAGAUUGGAGUGCGUUAUAGACUCGAGUUUGCAAUAUUCUUACCCCCGGAGUUACACACAAUGUUUUUCAUCACACUUGCGAAGAAAAAACAAAAUUAAGUGAAAUAGUUCUUAAAUGAUUGAAAUGACAUUUCAAAGAGUCGUCCGCCAUAUUGUCAUUCUUUGACAGGUUACGCAUCGUUUUUUCUUACUGCAAGCUAAGUUUCCAAAGGCAACAUUCGAUAUUGUUUUUAUUCCUUACUUGUUGUUUUUCUUAUUUUGAAAAUUUUGUAAAAAUAUUUUUUUAAUACAGUUGCUCAAAAAGUGCUACUUUACGUAGCUAGUUAGCGUGCGGAAAGUUGGCAUUCGUGAACUAGUGUUAUUUACUUUUCCAAUUUUUUUUAAUUUAUUCUUGUUCCAAUUCAUGACUACUUAUUGAUGAGUGUUAAUAUUAGUUUCCUUGAAACGUCGUAACCAACAUAAAAACCUACUGUUAAUGUAAGAAUACGAAAAAUAUACAUAUUUCAUAUUUUAUUACUUAACUUUUCAUCAUUAUAACACGUUUAUUUUUUAAUAUUGAAGAUUGAAAAACCGUUCUUAAUAAGUUGUCUGAAUGGAACGGAAUAGCUAUGGAAGGUAGAGGUAGGAAUAGCUGCCGAAACGCCUGUCAAAGAAGAGGCGUUUUUUCUUAAUGCAAGCUAAGUUUCCAAAGGCAACAUUCGAUAUUGUUUUUAUUCCUUACUUGUUGUUUUUCUUAUUUUUUCGGAACUGUAUUAAAAAACGUCUUUUGAUACACGUGCGGAAAUGUCAUUCUUUCUUCAAAGUAAUGACAUACUUUCCGCACUAGCAUCGAAAUGUACUAUCAAGUACUAUUAAACGGUUAUUAAACAAUGAAAAUAAAUUAUAAACGUCAGUAUUUAAAAAGUAAAACUUUUUAUAUCUACUUGGUUCGUAUGAAUUAGUGAUACAAUAGUGACACUAAGUAACAGCUUUUUUUUCACCAUCCAUAACUCCCGUGGGAACAAUAUAAGCCUUUGUCCUUCAGUAUACCUGCAUGAAAUAAAAUCUUUUUUGAGCAAGUGUGAUGAAAAAUAAUAAAGGCCAUGUAUCACAUGUAUUUUUAAUACAAGCUCAAAUUUUAGCGGCGUAGGUUUCGGUGCUAUAAAACGAUUAAGAAUUUCUUAAUUUACUUUUAACCGUAGUACUUAUUUUUCACAUAGAUUGGGUACGGUGACAGCUGUAAUUUUGCGUUUUAAGGUUAUAAAUUGGAUGGAGAUGACAGGUGUCACCUUACUCAAGCUACAUGAAAAAUGUUAUAAUAGCAUAUAAUAGUGCAAUUAAUUUUUUAUUUUUUUUCAAGCGGUAAUGUAUGGCAUACAAAAUGUGUAUGCAAUAUGUACAUUACGCGACGUCACAAAUAACUGUCACAUACAGGAAUAUAAUUCGGAUUUUUUUACUGAAACAUAUAUUACUUAAUUCAUAUCAAUCGUGUUGUGAACGUGUGAUUUAUUUAUUUGUCCAAAGAUGUUGCUUUUGCACUUUUCACUAAGAUCUAAAGUACUAGUCCUAUCUACCUAUAUGUAAAUGUGUGUCGCUUAACUUCAAACUCGGGUGAAUCCAUUCGACCCUCAGCAAAUCUACCCUUGAAAUAAAACUAUGAAAUCGGAUUAUAUCGAUUGAAUUUAGUAUACAUCCCGACGUUUCGAACCCUUUACAGCGUUCGUGGUCAACCGCCGACAUCCGUCACCGUCGCCCGUUCAUAUUUUUAUUUCAUGAGUAACUAUCGCGGUAACCGAAGAUAAUAUUAAAAUAUUACAUAUCUACCCUGUUACCUUUUCCUAAUACUAAAAUCGCAUAAUCUGGCUUAUAAAAUAAAUGAUUAAAAAAAAUCGCGUAACGCACAGAUGGAUUUAACCGAGUUUAAAGUUAAGCGACUCAUGUGCUACAUGAAUACCUAUAGGUAUACAAGUAGGGUUCUCAACCUUAAAAAAUGCAGCCACAAUUUUUAUUAUAUACUCGUUUUUGUGUAAAGGUAGAACAUUUGUAAUAAACUUUACCAACGCAAACGCUGUGAUAUAUUUAUUUAGCGAAUUUAUUUAUAUUAAAUGCACCUUAAUGAAUAAAGAAACGGAAGCAAUACAA
Messenger RNA from Cydia strobilella, 3456 nucleotides. RefSeq names its product glucose-6-phosphatase 3 (gene G6P). Gene Ontology annotation, cellular component: membrane. Gene Ontology annotation, biological process: glucose 6-phosphate metabolic process; gluconeogenesis. Gene Ontology annotation, molecular function: glucose-6-phosphatase activity. The record is from RefSeq and is a predicted model, not a curated record. The transcript has 8 exons. NCBI's taxonomy places the organism in Eukaryota, Metazoa, Arthropoda, Insecta, Lepidoptera, Tortricidae. The coding region runs from base 120 to 1190 and encodes 356 amino acids.